Messenger RNA from Phlebotomus argentipes, 1691 nucleotides. RefSeq names its product serine protease gd-like. Gene Ontology annotation, molecular function: serine-type endopeptidase activity. The transcript is spliced from 3 exons. NCBI's taxonomy places the organism in Eukaryota, Metazoa, Arthropoda, Insecta, Diptera, Psychodidae. The record is from RefSeq and is a predicted model, not a curated record. Bases 1 to 1125 code for a protein of 374 amino acids. Gene Ontology annotation, biological process: proteolysis.
AUGGGCCAUUGGGAGCGAGUGGACAAUAUACGGAUUACUGUGGAAUUGGAGACGACAAAGAUUGAUAAUUCGUCCUAUCUCGGAGAAAUUAGAGUACUUAAUUUCCGCAUAGCUAAAAGACCAGAGCCUGAACCACUAUAUUGUCUUCAUUUUGAAAUUCGUCUUCCUGCGCAAGAUCCUCUGCCAGUUGUUACUCGAAUUAUGGUGCAUCAAAAAAGAUUCAGUGAGAUUAUAAAAACCACAGAGGAAGCAACAUCUCCUGAUGCAACAAGGACUGACGUCAGUGAACUAAAAGCUGAGCCUGCCUUUGAGUGUGGCGAAGUGGGGCAGAUUGACAAUACAGUGCAUUUGGUUUUAAAUGGAAAUACCAUUCCGAGGGGAUCCUGGCCGUGGCUCGUCUCGGUUUACUCUUACGUCGGCUCUAAACUAGGAUUUCAAUGCGGCGCCACUCUCGUCUCAAACACCCUCGUAAUCACAGCUGCACAUUGUUUCUUCGACAUCUAUGGUCGAAGGGUGAAGCCAGAAGAUGUGAUUGUUAUAUUGGGUCAGCACAAUCUCAAGCGGCCCUACGAUCAAGACACCCGUGUUUUGUAUCCCGAGAGUGUCAAUAUCCACCCCAACUAUCAAAAGCGCAACAAAGUGGAUUCUGAUAUUGCAGUGAUAGUUUUCAAGGAAUCUAUCCAAUUCACAACGUACAUUCGGCCUGCUUGCCUUUGGAAAGAGCCAAUAAGCAAGGAAAGCAUUGUUGGCCUCACAGGAGUGAUCGCGGGAUGGGGUCGCGACGAGAACGGAAACUACUUCACGGAACUUCCCAAGAAGGCUGAAAUUCCAGUUGUCUCAGACGAAAUGUGCCUCCGAUCGCAUGAACUUUUUGCAAGGAUCACUUCAGAUGCAACUUUCUGUGCGGGCUACAGAAAUGGAUCAAUUGGGCCAUGCAAUGGAGACUCGGGCGGAGGUCUGAUGUUCAAUAAGGACAAUCUCUGGACUCUCCGAGGAAUUGUAUCAACAUCUCUCUCAGAUAAGAAAUCAUCAGCUUGCGAUCUGAAUGAAUAUGUCGUCUUCACUGACAUCGUCCCAUUCCUAGACUGGAUCAAGUCAUUCUCCCAGACUUCUGCAUUGCUUUAAUAACUUUCAAUUAUUUUAUUUCACAUAAUCAUCAGCUUAUAAAUUUGUAUAUUAGUAAAUGUUUUCCUCAUCCAAAAAAAUCUCAAUUACUUAUGGUUAAUAAAAAAAUGAUAAAUUCUUUCUGAAAAUCAUAUAUUUCUCAAUCAUCAUAACAUACAGUAAAUGGACAACAAUAUGGAUAGUCUAAAAAGGAAAUGACAGGCACGAUGUGGCAAUUAGGUUGAGUUAUUGUUAAAUUUGCACAAUAGGCAACGUCAAGCAGGAUUCCUUCAUAGCAAAAGAAGACGGCGCAUUCCUCUGGAUUAGUCCACUCUUCGUUGUUUUGCAAGAUCUUAUCCCCAAUUUGGCAGCUUCCCUCUGCGUGGACUGAGUCAUUGGAAUUGAGAAAUACUGGCGGCAGAGUCUUCUUUAUUUGAUUAAUAUUUUGAGCAAAUAUCAAAACUCCAAAUAUUGCGACUGUCAGAACUGCUCUAAACAUUUUUGUCAAAAGAACAUGCGCGUUACUGUCGUGUAUUAAGAAUUUGCUGCAACAGCAAAUUUUAGCUGAUACUUCUCAGAGAGCAAAC